This is a messenger RNA of Aspergillus viridinutans, 321 nucleotides long. RefSeq lists its product as uncharacterized. NCBI's taxonomy places the organism in Eukaryota, Fungi, Ascomycota, Eurotiomycetes, Eurotiales, Aspergillaceae. The coding region runs from base 1 to 321 and encodes 106 amino acids. The record is from RefSeq and is a predicted model, not a curated record. The transcript has 2 exons.
AUGACUACGAGAGCUCCCCUCGCGGCUAGAAGCCGCAUGGACUACGGUGUUGCCCUUGGACAUGCACGAUGCAAUGAGAUUAUGGCAGAAAGACGCGCAAGUGCGUCUGGAGAUGAGAUUCUCACCAUCAAUAACCCUCGAGUCCGUUGGCGCGUUGUUGUCUCAUCUAAGAGCCCUACUGCUAGUCCGCCUCAGCAAACCAGUUCUGCGUCAGCAACCUCCCAGGGAGGCGCGGAGUUUCCGCCCUCUGUGAAGGAAGAGAUAGCGGCCAUUGACAAGUUCACUGCCAUCCAGGGCCUGGAUGAUGAGGACAGCAACUAG